This is a messenger RNA of Musca domestica (house fly), 477 nucleotides long. RefSeq names its product cuticle protein 16.5-like. The transcript has 2 exons. Bases 124 to 444 code for a protein of 106 amino acids. Lineage: Eukaryota; Metazoa; Arthropoda; Insecta; Diptera; Muscidae. The record is from RefSeq and is a predicted model, not a curated record.
CGUGCAUACCAAUUAAUGGUGGCAUUUAUAUUUGGGUAUAUAAGUUGGAAUUUGUGGGUGAUUAGGUAUCAAUUUUAAAUUGUCAAUCAAAACAAACCAACCAACCCCAAAACCUCAAAAAAAAUGUUCAAAUUCAUCGCUGUCUGCUUCUUCGCUGUCUUGGCUGUGGCUGCCGCUAAGCCCGGUGUAGUUGCUCCCUUGGCUUAUACCGCUCCAGUGGCCUACUCUGCUGCUCCAUUGGCUUAUUCCGCUCCUUUGGCCUACACCGCCCCAGCUGCCGCUGUUGUCGGUAGUGCUGCCUAUGUUGCCCCCUAUGCCUCCAGCUACAACGCCCAUACCGUUGCCCACUCCGCUGCCUUCCCUGCCGCUUAUGCUGUAGCUCCCGCCGCUGUUGCCGCUCCAGUAGCCACCCCCUUCGCCGCUCCCCUUUUGUUGAAGAAGUAAAUCAGAGAUAUUGGAUUUGAAUAAAGUGAUAAC